Messenger RNA from Marchantia polymorpha subsp. ruderalis, 2590 nucleotides. Lineage: Eukaryota; Viridiplantae; Streptophyta; Marchantiopsida; Marchantiales; Marchantiaceae. The record is from the annotation of a GenBank genome assembly.
AGUUAUCGGAACAUCCAUGGAGGUUUGAUAUUCCGGGACGCAAUCUGCUUUAAAUCCCGAUGUGCGAAAAUAGUCGGCAUCUCCUUGACUGGGACCCCAGAAUUCGACUGACCAGCCCGGAAAGGGAGGAGCAGAGAGAGGGUCGGCGUUGUGCAUCGUGGUCACUGACCGAGCUCGAGGGGCUUUGACCGCCAUCGACGUUCUGUAUCUUUGAGGACCGAGAGCUAGCGGGCAAGAGCCGGACAUGCUCUCAGGCUCGUGAUCUGUUGGGGACCAGGCGCAGGCGCAUUUCGCGUCGUCCACAUUGCCCAUCCAUUCAUCUACCGACCAGUUCGAAGAUUGGCCAAUUUCCUCGUUGGCUGAAGGUGGGCUCUCUGCCGGCUGUUGGCUCUGCCCCUUUGAUCUCAAUACCUGAUACUGCUGCUCUUCCCGGACUGGCAUUUCUCAAUGUCAGGGUAGGCAGCCAGAGGAGAGCAGGGCAGGGCAGGGCCGGGCGGGUAGUUAGUCGUUGCUUGUUAUCGUGGCGAUUUGGUUCUAUGAUCUGCUUCACGAGAGAUUGAUUGAUUGAUCGGACUUGCAGUUGCUGUUCUUGCGGAUUCUUCUUCUGCACGUGCCGAGGUUUGGAGAAAGACGGGAAUUUGUAAAUCAAGCGGGCACGGAUAAGGAGGGCAGGACUGGUUAGGUUAUGGUGGGUGGUCGGGGCGGAGGAAGAAGAGGAGGAGGACGAGGAGAGGGAGGUUCUUGGUUUUGGUGACAUACAUGAGUGUUUUUUGAGAAGCUCGCACGGGUGGGGGAGGCUGCUUCUGCGCUCCUGCGGUGAAUAAGAGAUGGGGAGGAAAGAUGGAGGGAGCUGGGGUCAACGGGGUGGCGGUGUGUUCUCGUCGCGCAUCACCAUUGCCGUUGUGAUCGGCAUCACUUUGGGCAGCUUGCUGGCUUAUGUGUCUCCUCACGGAUUUUUGCAGUCGAAUCCUGCUGAUACUACCACCAAACCUUUCGAAAGCUCGGGUGGCAACACCGAUCUCCCCGCAUCGAGUUUCUCCCGGGUGGCCCUGACGGCCGACGACUUCAAGUACUCGAAGAUCCAGGAGGAGCUUAUAGUCCUAAAGAAAGAGAAUGAACGGUUAUUGAAGAAGCACAUUGACAUGAAGAAGCAAAUCCGUGAGUUAUCCAACGAGAGAAAUGCUGCCCGCCAACAAGUUCUCACGCUGGUUCCACCGGUGAAAGCCGGGGCUGUCGGGACUGUGAAGAGCUUGCGAACGCAUCCCACGGUAGAACCCGACGAAGAAGUGAACCCGGACCUGGCCAAGCUCUUGAAGGGAGUGGCCAUCAACAGGGAGCUCAUCGUGGGUGUUUCUAACAAGAACGUGCUGCAAAUGCUCAAGGUUUGGUUCGACAGCAUCAAGCGAUCCGGUGUGACCAAUUUUCUCGUCAUUGCUCUGGACGACGCAACUGCAGAAUUCUGCAAGGAGAAUGGCGUCCCCGUGUACAGACGAGACGCGACGAUCUCAUCCGCUCAAGCGGGCACCGGUGACAAUCAUGCCGUCUCUGGUCUGAAGUUCCACCUUUUGAGAGAGUUUCUCGUGCUGGGUUACAGCGUGCUGCUUUCAGAUGUGGAUAUUGUGUAUCUGCAAGAUCCAUUCAAGCACUUGUACCGGGACUGUGAUGUGGAGAGCAUGUCUGAUGGCUUCGACAACAUUACAGCCUACGGCUAUGACGAUGUGUCGGACGACAAGUCCAUGGGCUGGGCAAGGUAUGCCCACACUAUGCGGAUCUGGGUUUUCAACUCUGGUCUUUUUUUCAUUCGUCCCACCGUUGCAUCCAUCGAGCUCUUGGACCGAGUUACCUACAGACUGUCAAAGGAGAAAGCGUGGGAUCAGGCCGUCUUUAAUGAGGAGCUAUUUUAUCCAUCUCAUCCGGGCUAUGAAGGGCUUCAUGCGUCUCGUAGGGUGAUGGACUACUAUCAGUUUUUGAACAGCAAGGUUCUUUUCAAGACCAUCCGCAAGGAUCCCCAAAAUUUUGCAGACCACAAACCUGUCACCAUACAUGUCAACUAUCAUCCUGAUAAGUACGAACGUAUGCUGGCAAUUGUAGAUUAUUACGUCAUGGGGAAUACCAAAGCUUUGGAUAAAUUCCCCGAUGGAUCCCAAUGGUAGCAGAAGCAGAGACUAGAAAUAGCAGGUCAUGUAUAGGACACAUUUUCCUUAUUCUAUGAUUGAUUCUUCCGAUCUAUCGGCAAAAUUGGUGUUCAAACUUAGCAAGGUUUCAUAUGUUUGCAAUGUCGGUAUUCUCUUGUAUCUCUUGAAAGAUUCUUCGAGCCUUCAAAAUCCGUUUUAAAUAUUGCUCGUGCGUUUAUUUGCCUAGGACUGUCUGUGUGAGAGAUCAACGAGCUUUCUUGUAAGGUCGAGCACAACCUUGAGCGAGAAUCGUGUUCUUUCCUUGCAUGUUUAGCUAAGAAACACACAACUAGGUAUCCACAAGUGCUCCUGAGCUCCUCCAUGCAGCUUCCCUUCUGUCCAACUUGCAAAAUGGAGUACCUGCUAUCUACAGAGGAAUGUGUCUCACCGCCAUCUGCAUGAUAGCAGAGAAUGUA